Messenger RNA from Carassius carassius (crucian carp), 1919 nucleotides. Its product is annotated as pleckstrin homology domain-containing family A member 2-like. The transcript has 12 exons. NCBI's taxonomy places the organism in Eukaryota, Metazoa, Chordata, Actinopteri, Cypriniformes, Cyprinidae. The coding region runs from base 439 to 1611 and encodes 390 amino acids. Gene Ontology annotation, cellular component: membrane; cytoplasm. Gene Ontology annotation, molecular function: PDZ domain binding. The record is from RefSeq and is a predicted model, not a curated record.
GAUUCGCGGUCUGUCCAAACUAUAAUCUAACUUUAUAAUGUCUGACAGAUGCUCCAAUGUUAAAUGUUAAACAAUGUUAAAACUUAAAAGUACUUGUUUAAAAACGAAUUGCUUAGCACACUCUUCUCAAACCCUCGCCCAUUGCGUCGUCUGACAUGGCAUCUGCUGGGUUCCGCUUUCCGUAUGUGAAAAAAUAAAUAAAGAUCCAUUACCGGAUGCGUUUAGUUUUGGUUUUAACUCAACUUGCUGUCAACCCGGAAAGAGGCUGCGCUCGAGGCACGGGGCUCGGCUUUCGGCGCGGAACUUUCAUCUGUUUUGGCGGAUAAAUGAACGCAUGUUGUGCGUGUAUUGUGUUCUGAGAGCGCGCUGAAUAACACACACACAGCAGAACACGGAUGAGUCACCAGACUUUGGGACUUUGGAAGUGAAAUCUGGGACAUGCCUUACCUGGACAGACAAAAUCGGACCUGUGGAUUCCUGGAUAUUGAGGAAAAUGAAAACAGUGAUAAGUUUUAUCGGCGUUAUUUUAUCUUGGAUACUCAUGAGAAUUUUCUCCUCUGGUAUAUGGACAAUCCACAGAACUUACCUCCGGGAACAAAGUUUGUUGGAAAUUUACGACUCAGUUACAUUUCAAAGGUUAAUGAAGUAUCAGUAAAGCAGAAACCAAAAGCAGAAUUCUGCUUUGUAAUAAAUGCAUUGUCCAGACGGUACUUUCUGCAGGCCAAUGAUGCUUUGGACUUGAAGGAAUGGGUCAUUGCUCUGAAUAAUGCCACCAAAAUUACAGUUCCAAAAGCAUCACCAGUGACCCAAAGCACUGAUGCCACAAAUGUUUCAAACCCAAGUCAGUCAACAUCUCGACAGGCGUAUAAAACAGCAAUUGUGGGAGGUGUGGUUGUGCACACGCCAGUCCAGCAGAGCGAUAAUGAGGACGUCUUCACGAGUGAACUAGGAUCACACGUCACUUUAAGGAGAUGUCAGAGUGUGCGUCCAAAUGUCUCGAGGUCUGGCUAUUGUGUCAAGCAAGGCAAUGUGAGGAAAAGCUGGAAGAGGAGGUAUUUUAUUCUAGAUGACCAAACUGUGAGCUACUAUAAAUCUGAAAUGGAUAAGGAGCCAUUACGCAGUAUUCGACUGCAGGAUGUGCUGAAAGUUAAUGAGUGUCUUGUGAAAUCAGGAGAUCUGCUGUCUCGUGAUAACCUUUUUGAAAUCAUCACCAGUACCAGAACCUUCUACAUCCAGACAGACACCCCAGAAGACAUGAAGGGCUGGAUCAAGGAUAUCUCCUCAAAACUUCAAGACUUCAGAGGACCGUCUAAGUUGCGCUGUUCCGGCAAAGUCUUUUCUGUGCAGAGGAAACCUCAGCUUGUGAAGUCCUGCUCCACUGUAGAUUCGUGGCAGCCCUGGACCCCGGUGCCCAAUCAGGAGAAGCAUUUGAAGGAAGAGGGUCAGAGAGAAGGGCCGUACAGCUCUCUUCCCUCACUCUCACACAUGAGCCACAUCUUUCAGUCAACGACUCGACAAUCUCGACAACGACACCAUUCCCAGCCUCAGCUCGCUCCCAGCGACACAGACUUUCCUGACAGUCUUGACAAUCUCCGCUCCACUGAUGUUUAGUUUGCUUUGAUGAAUACUGCUGGCCAGCACAUGGACAGUGUUAUGAUUUUAGCUUUUUGAUUGUUGCUUUACUUGUUUAGUGGUGUGCACACAAGAGCUUCAGUCAUUGCAAUGCUGCUCACUCACUCUAAAGGAAUAGUUCCUAAUUAGUACCCAAAACUUCUGUCAUUAUUUACUCAAUCACCUAUAAAACUCCAACAAGCAAUGUAUGGCAAGAAUUGUGUACCAAUUCUUCAAGCAGUUGUACUUUUGUCUUUCUACAGAAAAAAAAAACAAUACUUUUGGAACAAUAACCAAAAAAAAAAAGA